This is a messenger RNA of Ambispora leptoticha, 420 nucleotides long. Lineage: Eukaryota; Fungi; Glomeromycota; Glomeromycetes; Archaeosporales; Ambisporaceae. The record is from the annotation of a GenBank genome assembly.
UCACAUACGUCAUCUACAUCUUCGUCUCCAGAACCCACAAGUCAUUGUCAUCAAGUACAACCAUCUGAGAAUAAUAAUGAUGAGGAUAAUGAGACAAAGCGCGUCAAAACACUUGAGGAAAAACGAGCCAUUCGCUUAGAACGAAACCGUAUCGCAGCUAAAGAGUGUCGCGAAAGAAAAAAAGCCUAUGUCUUAAAUUUAGAACGUAGAGCUACUCAAAUGGAAAAAGAGAAUUCGGUUUUACGUAAAAGAGUUCACGAAUUAAAAGCUCAAUUGGAAUGGGCUGAAUCAAAAACUGUUGGCCCUGUUGAAAAUGGCCAAUUAGAAGCUUUGGUAAGAGAAUUGAAAGAAAGGGUAAAAAAAAUGGAGAAUGGUGAGGAUUCUAAUAUUGUUUUUGGCAAGAUGGUUGGUCAAUUGUAG